AUGUCAAUGCAAAAUUCAAAUUUCUAAUAAGAGAAUGUCGCAUCAAGUGACUUUUUAUCUGAAUCUUAAUACAAAUAGAAUCAAUCAUAAUAGAAUGAAUAUUCAGGCAGGAAUAGCUAACUCAAAAAAAAUAGCAUAUAGAAAGAAUAAACACCAAUAUAACUUUAAAGCAAAAAAGAAAAUUAAGUGAUUGCAUCAAUUCAAGUUCAAGAAAAUGAUACAAAUUAUUUUUAUAUUUCUAAAAGAUAAUCUGCAAAAUCUUCUUCUUUAGAAAAAAAAUAAACGAUUUAACCUAAUAUAAUUUAAACAGAAGAGCCAUAGCAAUAAACUCAUUUAUAAGUUCGUAAAAAUUCACAACUAAAAAUUUAGCCUGUUUUCUAAGUAAAAAUUUAAAUUACUUAAUACAAUAAUAAUUAUGAAUAGGUAACUGAAUAAUUAUUAACACCUUAAAAUGCUGCUCAAUAAAUGAAGGAUAUUUUCAAGAAGGAAUAAAACGAAUUAAAACCCGUGCAAUUAAUUUAAUCAAAUAUCUUCUAAUCUUAAAGUAGAGAAAUUAUUAACAGAAGAUCAACAAAUCAAAGAAGUGCCUCCGAGUUUAAUCAAGAAAACUCAGAUAUCAGUUAUUAAGAGCAAAAGUUGUCAAGCUAUGAAAUAAAAAUGGGAGUGAAAGAUGACCCAAUGAUGAAGGAAAAACAGGAUAUAUUAUAAGAUAUCCAUGAGAUGCUCAAACAAUUGACAAUUAAAUCAACUAAUAAACGUCAUUCAAUUUUAGAAGAUUCUCUCUAAUUGUGUUUAUUAUUUUUACCGGAAAUCAGACAAUCCGACCAUCAAGUGCAUUCAUAAGGAUUUUAUGAAGAAAUAAAGCUGCGUUACUAGUUAGAUAGGAGUUAUUAGGCAUUUAAAAGAAGAUUUUAUCAUAUGUAACUAUUUGCAGAUAGUUGGACUAUAUAAAAUUUACAGAAGAUGCACUCAAUUUUAAAGAACUCUCAUGAUGUUCAACUAGACUCAUAUCAUAUAAAUUAUAGUAUUAUAAACAAAACGAUUGAUUUUCCUGAUUAGAAUUAUAAGAAGAGAUCACCAGAGAAACCAAAGGUUGUCCAACAAAUAAUAGCAAAUUCAUAGAAUAAAAAGAUUGUGUUGUCAUUAACAACCAAGACUCUGUGUCAGUAUGUGAAUCUGACUGCUAAGGAAAUUGACGAGGACAUUCAAGAGUUUGAUGAUGAACUGAGAUUCAUCGAUAUGAUUCUGAAAUUAAUUCCUCUCGCAUUGUGA
Molecule: messenger RNA, 1272 nt
Organism: Paramecium tetraurelia
Lineage: Eukaryota; Ciliophora; Oligohymenophorea; Peniculida; Parameciidae
Exons: 3
Source: RefSeq, a predicted model, not a curated record